AUGCCGCCGACGAAGGCCCCCGUCUGCGGGGGGCAGACGGGCCGCUCCACUCGGCGCCCGCCGCUGGCAUCGUGUCAGGCCCCUGGCGAGCAGACCGAACGACGGGGACUGCCCGGCUCGCUGCUCAACGGCAACCAAGGGGUACGCCCGUGCUCAGGCUGGGUGGCUGCCCAGCAGCUGACGCGGGCGGCCGUGGCGUUGGCCGCGUGGAUGCCGUGCCUCCAGCUGCUCGCCUGGCGCGCGUGCCGCCCCGCUCUGACCGUCGGGCGGGCGGGCCAGGCCCUGGCGAACCGCGUCGAGGCCCCGUGCUCCGACGGCGACGGCCAGACCAUGGGGCGGGUGCUCUACUCCGGCUGGAGGGCCGCCGCGCCGGCCUCGGGGGGUCAGCUCGGGGCCCUCGCUCGGACGGGGGGGGCCCUCCGCUCCAGGUCGAGGCAGCGCCCGGCCUGA
Messenger RNA from Prorocentrum cordatum, 450 nucleotides. Lineage: Eukaryota; Dinophyceae; Prorocentrales; Prorocentraceae. The record is from the annotation of a GenBank genome assembly.